Molecule: messenger RNA, 393 nt
Organism: Heterobilharzia americana
Lineage: Eukaryota; Metazoa; Platyhelminthes; Trematoda; Strigeidida; Schistosomatidae
Source: the annotation of a GenBank genome assembly
AUGUCAAAUAACCCAGUGGUUGGACGUUCUGAUACGAUAACUAGAAGUGGAGAUGCGCCAGAAGUAUCGAAUCUCGAUCUUUUCAUGGAGUUUUUAAAUUGCGUUAUGGCAAAAGAUUUUCGACAAGCUAUAACUCUUGCUAAGCAGAUACUAGAAUCGGAACCGAACAACGCACAGAUUCGUGACUUUUUGCCGCUGCUAAAUGAUGCAGACCACAUGAAAUCAGCUGGUGUCUUCCAUUCAGUCACUGAUGAUUCUGACUCAGAACUUGUAGAAGAAGAGGAUGCUGAAAGUGAUCUAAUGACUUCUUCUACCGACUCUUCCGAUGGUUUUGACUAUACCACUUCUGAUUCCGAUUCACCGCGUUGCCGUAAAAAAAUACACGGUUCAUAA